AUGUCCCUGGAAGCAAAGGAGGCUCGGCGGCGACGUAGCAGUAGUCUUGUCUACAAGGAGCCGCCCGAGUCGUUGGAGCAGCUCAGCGACCAGUCCGCCCUGCCCAACCUAAAUGCCGAAUGGGUGAAUGCAAAGGGCGCGUGGGCCAUCCACAUCGUCCUCAUCUUCCUCGGCAAGAUCCUGUUUGACAUCAUGCCCGGCAUGUCGCAAGAAACAUCGUGGACCCUGGUCAACCUCUCGUACAUGGCGGGCUCCUACCUCAUGUUCCACUACGUGCGCGGUGUCCCUUUCGACUUCAAUGCCGGAGCCUUUGACAACCUCAACAUGUGGGAGCAGAUUGACAACGGAGACCAGUACACGCCAGCGAAGAAGUUCUUGCUCAGCGUGCCAAUUGUGCUGUUCCUGGUUAGCACACAUUACACGCACUACGACUCGACGUAUUUCGUUGUGAACUGCUUAGCAACUCUUGCCGUUGUCGUUCCCAAGCUGCCCUCGCUACACAGGAUACGAUUCUCCAUCUUCAGCUCGCCACCAGACGACGCGUAG
Molecule: messenger RNA, 546 nt
Organism: Parastagonospora nodorum SN15
Lineage: Eukaryota; Fungi; Ascomycota; Dothideomycetes; Pleosporales; Phaeosphaeriaceae
Exons: 3
Coding region: 1-546 (181 amino acids)
Biological process (GO): intracellular sphingolipid homeostasis; ceramide metabolic process; negative regulation of ceramide biosynthetic process
Cellular component (GO): endoplasmic reticulum membrane
Source: RefSeq, a predicted model, not a curated record